AUGAUGCUUAUUUAUACACUUAAAUCUUAAACGUGUGUUUUGAUAAAAUUGUGCCGCUGAGACAAACAGAAGCUGUACAUGUGACCGUCACAUGAUAAAACGUGUCGUCAUCAGUCAGCUGUUUGACCAGGAAGAGCAGCAGAGUAGCUUUGGAUUUUCAAGAUAAAUACAGUAGCUGUCAUAUUACGAAAUGGAUAUCCGUGGUGCUGUGGAUGCUGCAGUCCCUACAAACAUCAUUGCUGCAAAAGCUGCAGAGGUUCGGGCAAAUUUGGUCAACUGGCAGUCCUAUCUACAGAGUCAGAUGAUUUCAGUUGAGGACUGUGACUUCAUCAAGAAGUUUGAAGUGGCCAAUUCAGAGGAGAAACAGAUCAUUCUAACCAAGGAAGGACAUCAGUGUGCAAAGACCUUUUUGAAUCUGAUGGCUCACAUCUCCAAGGAGCAAACAGUCCAGUACAUCUUGACACUGAUUGAUGACACUCUACAGGAGAAUCAUCAGAGGGUGAACAUCUUCUUCGAUUAUGCCAAAAAGACAAAAAAUACUGCCUGGUCCUACUUCCUUCCGAUGCUGAAUCGUCAAGACCUCUUUACUGUCCACAUGGCAGCAAGAAUCAUCGCCAAGCUGGCUGCCUGGGGCCGUGAUCUGAUGGAGGGAAGUGAUCUGAACUAUUACUUCAACUGGAUCAAAAGCCAACUCAGUUCCCAGAACCUACACUGUACAGGUCCAGAAACAGGCUCAGGAGCAGGAACUAUUUCUCCCAGUGAAAGCUCUCAGUAUGUCCAGUGUGUGGCUGGCUGUCUGCAGCUAAUGUUAAGGGUCAAUGAGUAUAGGUUUGCCUGGGUUGAAGCUGAUGGUGUCAACUGCAUUACAGCGGUACUAAGCAACAAGUGUGGGUUCCAACUCCAGUACCAGAUGAUCUUCUGUGUUUGGCUUCUAGCCUUCAGUCCUCAACUUUGUGAGCAGUUGCGACGCUACAAUGUGGUACCAGCUUUAUCUGACAUCCUGCAGGAGUCUGUCAAGGAGAAAGUCACCCGAAUCAUUCUGGCUGCCUUCCGGAAUCUUCUGGAGAAAUCUUCAGAGAGAGAGACACGUCAAGAGUAUGCCUUGGCCAUGAUUCAGUGCAAAGUGCUGAAGCAGCUGGAGAACCUUGAGCAGCAGAAGUACGAUGACGAAGACAUCACCGAGGAUAUUAAGUUCCUGCUGGAGAGGCUGGGAGAGAGUGUGCAGGAUCUCAGUUCAUUUGAUGAGUACAGCUCUGAACUCAAAUCAGGACGCCUGGAAUGGAGCCCUGUGCACAAGUCGGAGAAGUUUUGGCGUGAGAAUGCUGUCCGUUUAAACGAGAAGAACUAUGAGCUCCUCAAGAUCUUAACCAAGCUGUUGGAGGUGUCUGAUGAUCCCCAGGUCAUAGCAGUGGCAGCUCAUGAUAUUGGAGAGUAUGUGCGCCACUACCCACGUGGCAAAAGGGUGAUUGAGCAACUCGGUGGGAAGCAGCUGGUGAUGAAUCACAUGCAUCACGAGGACCAGCUCGUCCGUUACAAUGCCCUGUUGGCUGUGCAGAAACUGAUGGUCCACAACUGGGAGUACCUGGGACGGCAACUCCAGUCCACUGAUCAGCAGCAAGCUCCAGCCUAGGCUGCAAAAAGCAAGUCUUGUUGUGCACGUGUGUUUGUGUAUCAGUGUUUGGACGAAUACGUACUGUAUGUACUUUGCUAUUUUAAUUGUCAGACACUCAUUUGGACC
Molecule: messenger RNA, 1738 nt
Organism: Thalassophryne amazonica
Lineage: Eukaryota; Metazoa; Chordata; Actinopteri; Batrachoidiformes; Batrachoididae
Gene: atp6v1h
Product: ATPase H+ transporting V1 subunit H
Exons: 14
Coding region: 191-1630 (479 amino acids)
Biological process (GO): proton transmembrane transport
Cellular component (GO): vacuolar proton-transporting V-type ATPase, V1 domain; lysosomal membrane
Molecular function (GO): proton-transporting ATPase activity, rotational mechanism
Source: RefSeq, a predicted model, not a curated record